AUGGCUGCUCAGAAAGAUCUCUAUGACGCCAUUGUGAUCGGGGCAGGCAUCCAGGGCUGCUUCACUGCGUACCACCUGGCCAAACACAGGAAGAGGGUCCUCCUGCUGGAGCAGUUCUUCCUCCCGCACUCCCGAGGAAGUUCCCAUGGGCAGAGCCGGAUAAUCCGAAUGGCGUACCCUGAAGACUUCUACACCCAGAUGAUGGCUGAGUGCUACCAGAUAUGGGCCCAGCUGGAGCAUGAGGCGGGAACCCAAUUAUACAGGCAGACUGGACUACUGCUGCUGGGAAUGAAGGAGAGCGCAGAAUUAAAGAUAAUCCAGGCUACUCUGUCUAGGCAGGGAGUGGAACACCAGUGUCUUCCAUCUGAGGAACUGAAGCAACGUUUCCCCAAUAUUCGGUUGUCCAGGGGAGAAGUGGGGCUCUUGGACAAGUCUGGGGGAGUUCUCUAUGCUGACAAGGCGCUCAGAGCCCUUCAGGAUGCAAUUCGACAGCUAGGAGGCAUAGUGCAUGAUGGAGAGAAGGUGAUGGAGAUAAAACCAGGGCUACUGGUCGUGGUGAAAACCACCUCCAGGAGCUACCAAGCCAAGAGCUUGAUCAUCACAGCAGGUCCUUGGACCAACCGGCUCCUCCGUCCCCUGGGAAUUGAGCUGCCUCUCCAGACCCUGCGGAUCAACGUGUGUUACUGGCGAGAGAAGGUUCCUGGAAGCUAUGGUGUGUCCCAGGCCUUUCCAUGCUUCCUGGGCUUCAGCCUGGCUCCUUACCACAUCUAUGGAUUGCCCUCCGGAGAGUACCCAGGGCUGAUGAAGGUCUGCUAUCACCACGGCAACAAUGCAGAUCCUGAGGAGCGGGACUGCCCUGCAGCUUUCUCAGACAUCCAAGACGUCCACAUCCUGAGCUGCUUUGUCAGAGAUCACUUACCUAACUUAGAGCCUGAGCCUGCUGUUAUGGAGCACUGCAUGUACACGAACACCCCUGAUGAGCACUUCAUUCUUGAUCGACACCCAAAGUACGACAACAUUGUCAUUGGUGCUGGAUUCUCUGGGCAUGGGUUUAAGCUGUCCCCUGUUGUGGGGAAGAUCCUGUAUGAAUUAAGCAUGAAAUUAAUGCCAUCCUAUGACUUGACACCUUUUCGAAUCAGCCGCUUCCCCUGCCUGGGCAAAGCCCACAUUUGA
Physeter macrocephalus (sperm whale) is the source of this 1173-nucleotide messenger RNA. It is a transcript of the gene PIPOX, whose product is annotated as pipecolic acid and sarcosine oxidase. Gene Ontology annotation, molecular function: flavin adenine dinucleotide binding; L-pipecolate oxidase activity; sarcosine oxidase activity. NCBI's taxonomy places the organism in Eukaryota, Metazoa, Chordata, Mammalia, Artiodactyla, Physeteridae. The transcript has 8 exons. Bases 1 to 1173 code for a protein of 390 amino acids. The record is from RefSeq and is a predicted model, not a curated record. Gene Ontology annotation, cellular component: peroxisome.